Molecule: messenger RNA, 408 nt
Organism: Vitis vinifera (wine grape)
Lineage: Eukaryota; Viridiplantae; Streptophyta; Magnoliopsida; Vitales; Vitaceae
Exons: 1
Coding region: 1-408 (135 amino acids)
Source: RefSeq, a predicted model, not a curated record
AUGACCUGGAUCCUUAGCUCAGUUGAACCUCACCUUGUUCUCAAUCUGAGGCCUUAUAAAACUGCUGCUGCUAUGUGGAAUUAUCUCUACACGGUUUACAAUCAAGACAACUUUGCUAGGCGUUUUCAAUUGGAGUAUGAGAUGACUAAUUUCACACAAGAAAGUCUCUCAAUUGAGGAAUAUUUUUUUGGUUUUCAAACUCUUUGGACUUAUUAUUCCGACAUUGUUUAUGCUAAUGUUCCCGUUGCAGCUCUCUUUGCUGUCCAAGUAGUGCAUGCAAUCAGCAAGCGAGAUCAAUUCUUGAUGAAGCUACGACCCGACUUUGAAAUUGCACGGUCUAAUAUGAUGAAUCAUCAUCCUGUACCAUCUCUGGAUGCCUGCUUGAGUGAACUUUUGCGUGAGGAGUAG